Molecule: messenger RNA, 8845 nt
Organism: Coregonus sp. 'balchen'
Lineage: Eukaryota; Metazoa; Chordata; Actinopteri; Salmoniformes; Salmonidae
Source: the annotation of a GenBank genome assembly
AUGAAGGGCGGCAAAGGGUGUUUGCAUUUAUUUGUUCUUCUGUUGAUGGAUAUAGGUACAGUGGUCCCUGUGCCAGGUGAGUCAGCAUGGAUGAAAACAGAGAUUCUGUUAACAUUUUAGCAAUAUAAGUUACCUCUCAGAAAUGAUCAUAACGUAUGUUUUAUUAUUUGAAAAACUUUCUAAGAAAAUGCUUUUCCUUCAUUAUGGUUUAUCUUACUUAUGAACGUUUUAGGCAGAUAUACAGUGAGGAAAAAACCUUUUUGAUCCCCUGAUGAUUUUGUACGUUUGCCCACUGACAAAGAAAUGAUCAGUCAUAAUUUUAAUGGUAGGUUUAUUUGAACAGUGAGAGACAGAAUAACAACAACAAAAUCCAGAAAAACGCAUGUCAAAAAUGUUAUAAAUUGAUUUGCAUUUUAAUGAGGGAAAUAAGUAUUUUACCACCUCUCAAUCAGAAAGAUUUCUGGCUCCCAGGUGUCUUUUAUACAGGUAACGAGCUGAGAUUAGGAGCACACUCUUAAAGGGAGUGCUCCUAAUCUCAGUUUGUUACCUGUAUAAAAGACACCUGUCCACAGAAGCAAUCAAUCAAUCAGAUUCCAAACUCUCCACCAUGGCCAAGACCAAAGAGCUCUCCAAGGAUGUCAGGGACAAGAUUGUAGACCUACACAAGGCUGGAAUGGGCUACAAGACCAUCGCCAAGCAGCUUGGUGAGAAGGUGACAACAGUUGGUGCGAUUAUUCGCAAAUGGAAGAAUCACAAAAUAACUGUCAAUCUCCCUCGGCCUGUUUUCUGCUAAGGGGACAGGACAACUUCACCGCAUCAAAGGGACGAUGGACGGGGCCAUGUACCGUCAAAUCUUGGGUGAGAACCUCCUUCCCUCAGCCAGGGCAUUGAAAAUGGGUCGUGGAUGGGUAUUCCAGCAUGACAAUGACCCAAAACACACGGCCAAGGCAACAAAGGAGUGGCUCAAGAAGAAGCACAUUAAGAUCCUGGAGUGGCCUAGCCAGUCUCCAGACCUUAAUCCCAUAGAACAUCUGUGGAGGGAGCUGAAGGUUCAAGUUGCCAAACGUCAGCCUCAAAACCUUAAUGACUUGGAGAAGAUCUGCAAAGAGGAGUGGGACAAAACCCCUCCUGAGAUGUGUGCAAACCUGGUGGCCAACUACAAGAAACGUCUGACCUCUGUGAUUGCCAACAAGGGUUUUGCCACCAAGUACUAAGUCAUGUUUUGCAGAGGAGUCAAAUACUUAUUUCCCUCAUUAAAAUGCAAAUCAAUUCAUAACAUUUUUGACAUGCGUCUUUCUGGAUUUUGUUGUUGUUAUUCUGUCUCUCACUGUUCAAAUAAACCUACCAUUAAAAUUAUAGACUGAUCAUGUCUUUGUCAGUGGGCAAAUGUACAAAAUCAGCAGGGGAUCAAAUACUUUUUUCCCUCACUGUAUAGGGUUAGGCUAAUAUUAAUGUUAAUUUUACACUAUUUAAUGGUCAACUUAACUCAUGCUUCCCCAAGUGAACAAUAUCUACUGAAUAUCAGUUUAACAUUCAGAUUAAUGGGUGUCCUUUGAAUCAAGUGUUUCAGUUUGUGAAGAGCCCGGCCAAUGUAACCUCAUCCCUGGGUAAGCCGGUGCAGGUGCUCUGUACUCUCCAGGGAGAUGGAGGUGGAGAGGAACCUCCAGAUGUGGUGUGGUUAAGGGACGGUCAAUCCCUGGAUUACGCUGACACCAAUCAAGUCCAAGUGCCUGUCACUGAAGGAAGUUGGCUGACCAUCAGUGAACUCAGGUCAUUCUCAAUUAUGACUCUCUCUCUUGCUCUCGCUCUCUGUUUACGUCACAUAAGUCAGACCAAGAAGGUAUCUUUUUUUUUCAGUGAUAAUAAUAUGUCUGUCUGUGUGUCCUCAGAAUUGAUCAUGUGGAGCUGUCAGACAUUGGGAUAUACCGUUGCAUGGCAACAGUGGGGAGGAAGGACUUGAUGUCUCAGGAAGGGCUCAUUCAGCUAGAAGGUAGAGUUUCUGUCUGUCUCUUCAAUAAUCUGACUUUUUAUUUUCUACAGUAUCUUACUUACAGUUAAUCUUUUCCAGGAAUCCCUCAUUUCUCAGUGGAGCCUCAUGACGUGACAGUAGUGGCUAAUGUUAGCCUCAGCCUGCAGUGUGUGGCCCAUGGGCCUCCAGAACCUGUCAGGAUCAUCUGGCUGCAGAACGGAGGAUCACUCAACACGCUCCAGGACCCGGUGUCCCACUCUCCCUCCGCUCUCAACAUCACAGGUAAAGACUUUUGUCUUACUUUUGCAUUUAGCUUACAAACAAUACAUUAUACAGGCUUAAAAUUGAAACCGCGUUCUGUAACUGUCUAUUUGCUUUUCUCUCAGUCUUUCCUCUGACUGACCACCUCCUUGAAUCUCUGUUGUUAGGCCUCAACCAUACCAGCAGCUUUUCCUGUGAAGCCCACAACAGAAAAGGUGUGGCUACCUCAGCCUCUGGAACAGUGACAGGUCCGUACAAACAGGGCAGGAGGAAAUGACUUAUGAUUAUGCUGAUUGGUUUGGUCUUAUUCAUGACUAUCCCUCCUGUCUUGGUGUAGUGGUUCCCUCCCAGGCACAUAAAGUCCAGGCUGUAGAGGUCACCAUCUCUUCGCUGCUGAUCUCCUGGGAGCCUGGCUUUGGAGGGGUGUAUCCUGUCUCUGUAUGCUCUAUACAGGCAGCUCCAUCAGGUCCUGACCGCACUGCAUUGCUUAAUCACCUGAUCCAUAAUCAGAAUGUAAAUGUACCACCUGCUCGACACCUGAUCCCAGACCUGGAGCCCUACACCAACUAUGAUGUGAGGGUGGCUUGCCGUAGCAGUCAAGGUGCUUCCCCCUGGACACCAUGGGUAACACUACGCACAUCUGAAGGAGGUAAGCUGUUUGCCACAAUCCUCUACCCACGAACCAUCAGUGUGUGUUUAUAACAUUCUAUUACUGAUCAUGCAUUUUGUUAUUUGUAUUCAUCUACAACUCUUAGUCAUUUUAGCAGAUGAUUUAAUCCUAAGUGAUUUACAGUACAAUAAGUGAAUUUAAAGUGCGAUACCUAUGUAGUAGAGGUCAGUGACUUACAGGGAAUACAGGGGGAACAAUGAGAGUUGAGUGACUCGCUGUGAAACUAGGCUGGUUAUGGGCCAAAGAUUAUUCUGGGAAAAAAACGUUUUGAAUUGGUUAAGGAUUCUCAAGUGUUUUUGAUAGAACAGACAGAAGAGAUACAGGUUUAUGGUUUUGAAAAGCAGAGGGGUCAAGCAUUUAAUUCUAAAGGUUUUUCUGAGAAAGAGCCAGAUGGAUGGAACCCGACGUUAAAUCAAGAUUUUCAGUGCUAUUCCUCUGAGCUGGCAACAGACAGUCAAGUUUGCCAGUAAGAACACCCUUCUCUCCAUCCUCAGUGUUUUAAAUAUAAACUUCUAUAUUGAGAAAGUUGCCUGUGUGAAGGAGGAGGUACUGAGGGCAGGAGGAAAACAGAUGAAACAUUCUCUAUUCAUGGUUUGGCAGAGGUGGGUCAAUCCUGCUGUAUCCAUAUAAUGCUGCAGUGUGUUUGAAUUAUGGCUAGUGGAGAAGCGGUUUUUCCAUGCCAACUCAUGCUUUCCACAGUCUGCAAUGUAGAUAUGUUUGUGUAAAAGGGAAAUAGAAAGAGAGACUUUCAGAGAGAGGAGAAAAAGGGAAACUGACAAUUCCACAGUGGUGUAGUGCACAUCAACACACCAUCAACUGGCCAAUAAAGAAUUUUCCUCAAUAAAAAAAUAGUCAGGGAAAAUGGCCUGAUUCAAUCAAAUCAGUAACCAGAUGUCAGGCUUAAAAGAAAACACCCUUCUUGUGCUGUGUGAAUGCAUGUUUGGAUUCAUUUGAUUCGAUUAGCUAAACGAUGUUGACUGUGUGAAGCAAAAAUAAGUCAUCAUCAUAUUGAUUCAUUUCAACCAUGUUUCUUGUUGCAUGCAGUAGAUGGCUCAUGAUUCUUAGUUCUUUGCGUAACCUAACCAUUUAGACUCUACUUUGUCACUCCUCUUUAUCUGAAAAUAACAUGCACACAUGAGGUAGCACAGACCUUUAAGGUGAGUGUGUGUGUGAACUAUAUUCCUGACCUCCCCACAAAGUAAAAGUAUCUUAUCCCGCUCAUCUACAUCUCUCACCACUGCUCCUUGUGUCAGAGUUAGAGGGGAGUGAGAGGGGCGCGGGCUGAGGGAGAGAGAGAGAGAGAGAGAGAGAGAGAGCCGGGUAGAUGGAGGGAGAGGGGAAGGUGCUUGUGUUUUUGUUGGCCGAGGUGGAGCCACAUGUGGAAACUAUCAACAGUGGAACACUCACUGAUGACAUCACCAGGCUGGGUCCAGUAAAGGCCCCAGUUGCAGCCCACGCUAUGACUCACAACGUGACAGACAAAGAUGCCUUUAUUUACAUUGUUGUCUUAAUAAGAUAAAUAUUAUGCACAGACCUUUACACACUGGUUUUAACAACAUGAGUCUGGUAGUGUAUAUUACAGAUCAUUUGGUAUGUUGUACACAUUAUUCCUUUUUUGUGUGUAUCUGACAGUGCCAGAGGCAGCACCAGACAAUGUGAGUGGACUGUUUAAUGGAACAGAUGUUAUUGUCAACUGGACCAAGCCACCAGGCAGAUCGAAUGGCCAGAUACUGGGGUACAGAGUGGAGUACAGAACCCCUAACAUGUCCAAGGUAACCCAUGUUACAGUUGUCAAAGUAAACAUAUGCUGUAGGCAUUCUCUCUCUCUCUCUACCCUUUACACACACAGAGUGUAAUGGCAUCUUUGCUGUUGUUUUGUUUUCCUGUUUCAGGCUGUUAUGGAGUCAGUUCAGUCCUCUGAGCUAGCUAUCCCGCUCUCCAGCCUCCUGGACAGUGUGUCCCUGAGUGUGAGUGCCUGUACUGUUGCAGGGUGUGGCCCCUGGAGCCCUGUCCAAACCCUCAAACAGAAACAGCCUGGUGAGUCUGGACAUAACAGCGGGAGACAACAGGAUGGCUGGGAUGGGCCAAGGAGAGGAAAAAACCGCAGGGAUAUUCCAAAUGUUCUAGGUUGAUUCAUUUGGUAGCAUAUUCUAGUGUCUGUGUAAUAGCUGACAUACCUCUCUUUCCUGCAUUUUAGAUUUCUCCCCACAUCAGGCAUUUUCCUGGCAUUGGUGGUAUGUGAUCAUGGGGAUUGCUGUCAGUCUGGCCUUGAUAGGGUUCAUCGUGGUAUAUGCAAUCAUAUUGCGUCAAAGAGAGACAUGCUUUGGGUAUGUACCUAUGGGUCUCCCUGUAUCACUUUGUUCAAUUUUUUUGUCAUUGCUGUUAGAUGAUCAAUUAAAAACACCUGUGUGUUUGUGUGUGCGCAACAGGAAAACAUUUUACCCUAUGAGAAACGGUGGUGGGGAUUUCGUAGUAAGAUACAGCGCCCGACGCACCUACAAUCGCCAGUCAAAUGAAGCCACAUGUGAGUUGUCAUGCCAGUGACGUAAGAGAAACAGUGAAGGGUGAGGUGAUAGAUUAGUUAUUAACACAAGUAAAUGCCUUGGAACCAAAUGAUGCGUCAUGCAGUGUGAGAGUUCAGGAACAGAUGUUGAAGCUCAGAUUUCAUCUGUUUUCUCAAUGUUGUUCUGUGCUAGAUGUGGUGGGGCAGAAUGGUGUCAUGAUCUGGCUGUUAACACAAUCCUCUGGAGAACACAGAGCAAUUCAAUUGAGAAAGGAGUUCAAAUCUUUGUAGAGUCACUGUUAUUAUUCUUAGGGGGCAAGGCGCCUAAAUAUUUUAUACAUUUCUUUCAAUACAAAUGAAAAAUGUUCUAAAUCAUAGUUUUGUGAUAUGUUUGCUGAUACAGCAUUUUGUUUCACCACACAUUGUUCUGGAAAGGCAAACAGGAAGAGAAAACAUAUACUGUAAUUCUAGAGCAGCUUAACAAUAAUGGAAUAAUGUUUUUCAAAACAGGAUUUCUCAGUUGUGGGGGAUGAUUCAUACUAAAGUUAUUUUCCUAUAUUUAAUGUUUUAAGAAUCCCUGUUUCUGUGUAAGAGAUGGAGUAUUAACCCUUUCCACAGUGAACAGCCUGGUGAUCAGUGAUGAACUGAAGCAGAAGUUGCAGGAUGUGAUGGUGGACAGACACAAGCUGACCCUGGGCAAGACCCUCGGAGAGGGUGAGCUCGGACUAAAGCCUUUAUCAUACAUUAUAUAACGUAGUCAGUCAUUAACUACUACAUCCCAGGCCCUUAAGAGGCUUAGAUCCCCAGCUACACCCACCUACCUGACUAACAACAUGUCCAUGUCUUGCUCUGCAGGGGAGUUUGGCUCUGUCAUGGAGGGGCUUCUGGUGCACGAAGAGACUGUCCUCAAAGUGGCUGUGAAGACCAUGAAGAGUGAGUGAUCAGACAGUAUCAGAUACCCCCAUGUGUGUCUCCCAUCGUACAGUAUGUGUCAGUUUGAUCUCAGCCACCCUCUCCUUCUCCCUCUCAUAGUUUCCAUCUGUACUCGCACUGAGAUGGAGGACUUCCUCAGGGAGGCUGCUUGUAUGAAGGAGUUUGACCACCCCAACGUCAUGAGACUCCUUGGUGAGAGACUGGGCUGAUUUGUUUUGUCACUUAUCAAUCUACUAUUAACAUGCAGUCAUUUUGUCUCAUAAGAGUCUGUUACAAAGUAGAUCUGACUAGAUGAAUUCUGUUAUUCCCCGUCCUCCCUGUAGGAGUGUGUCUGCAGACGGUAGAGAGAGGAGGCUACCCGUCCCCUGUGGUCAUCCUGCCCUGUAUGAAACAUGGGGACCUGCACAGUUUCCUGCUUUACUCUCGACUUGGGGACAGUCCUUUGGUCAGUUCCCUCCCACGAAGUUCGGAAAAGUUUUUGCUACACAAAUAAAAUGUAGCGCCGUGGUCUUUCUCCUUUCAUGCAUGUUCCAUUUGUGCUGCUGUAUAGCACCGCCCGUCUGUAUCUAAUCAUCUCCGUCUCCAUCCACCAGUCCCUGCCUUCUCAGAUGUUGGUGAAGUUCAUGACAGACAUCGCACGGGGAAUGGAAUACUUGAGCAACAAGAGGUUCAUCCAUAGAGACCUGGCAGCGCGAAACUGCAUGUGGGGAUUCUCACCUCUCUGUUCUGUCAAUGUGUCCCCCUCUUUCUCACACAUACUCUUCAAUAUUCUUCUGUGAUAGUCUGAGAGAAUGAUUGUAAAACAAGUUGAGCAUGUUGAGUGAUACGAGUAACAGUACUGUUUAUUAUGUUGCUACUAUGUUGUCUACAUAAACACAGUGUACAAAACAUUAAGAACACCUUCCUAAUAUUGAGUUGCACCCUCUUUUGCCCUCAGAACAGCCUCAAUUCGUCGGGGCAUGGACUCUACAGGGUUUCGAAAGUGUUCCACAGGGAUGCUGGCCCAUGUUGACUCCAGUGCUUCCCACAGUUGUGUCAAGUUGGCUGGAUGUCCUUUGGGUGUUGGACCAUUCUUGAUACACACAGGAAACUGUUGAGCGUGAAAAACCCAGCAGCGUUGCAGUUCUUGACACAAACCAGUGCGCCUGCCACCUACUACCAUACCCCGUUCAAAGGCACUUAAAUAUUUUGUCAUGCCCGUUCACCCUCUGAAUGGCACACAUACACAAUCCAUGUCUCAAUUGUCUCGAGGCUUAAAAAUCCUUCUUUAACCUGUCUCCUCCCCUUCAUCUACACUGAUUGAAGUGGAUUUAACAGGUGACAUCAAUAAGGGAUCAUAGCUUUCACCUGGAUUCACCUGUCAGUUUGUCACGGAAAGAGCAGGUGUCCUUAAUGUUUUGUACACUCAGUAUAUAUCUGUCCUGCAGGCUGAACGAGAAUAUGACUGUGUGUGUGGCUGAUUUUGGCCUAUCUAAGAAGAUCUAUAAUGGAGACUACUAUAGACAAGGACGCAUUUCAAAGAUGCCAGUGAAAUGGAUCGCCAUCGAGAGCCUGGCAGACCGAGUGUACACCACCAAGAGUGAUGUGGUGAGCUAUCCUUACUUGGUCCAGCUACAUUAUGUGAUCCAUGUCUGCUACUGUAUUUGGGUUUUAACAUCCUGCAGCAGAAUUCAAAGCAAAGAGUAAAUACAAGUACAUUAUUUUUGUGACUGUGCUUAUUUCCCUCUCUCGAAGUGGUCGUUUGGAGUGACUAUGUGGGAGAUAGCCACUCGGGGGCAGACGCCCUACCCUGGAGUGGAAAACAGUGAGAUCUAUGACUACCUUAGACAGGGCAACCGCCUCAAACAGCCCCCUGGCUGCCUGGACACCAUGUGAGUGCCUAUUUCUGGAUCAGAACACAUGAAUCAUUGAGUAGUUUGAAUUGUAUUACUUAUCAUUAUUUAGUGGUAUAUAGUAGAGGCAACCAAUGUACCUUUCCUGGAGUAUCUGGAUUUUUGGGAAUUUUGUUGUAUGAGCCUCUCCUCUAUAUUGUAGCUACUCCCUGAUGUUCUCCUGCUGGCUACUGAGUCCUAAGGACCGCCCGGGGUUCCCCUCUCUGCGCUGUGACCUGGAGAAAGCCCUGGAGGAGAUGCCCGAGCAGGAGGAGGCAGAUGACCUACUCUACGUCAACAUGGAGGAGCCCUCAGGCUCUCUGCUGGGGGCUGUGGGGGGCUGGGAGCCCUUUGGAGUGCCUCGCCCAUCCUACCGGAAGAACCUAGACCCUCUAGAAACCAUCCAGGUGCAUCAUCAUAAUCAUCAUGAUCAUGCUGAACGCUAUGUACUCUGCCCUCAGCACGAGGCCCAGCCCUAUCUCAAUGACUCUAUUGACAGCCUGAGCUGGAUGGCCUCCUCGUCGAGCCCCACUCUGCAGCUCCAGGCCUCCUGCUCCUCCUCCCCCACCUCCUCUCUCCUGCUGGACGGACAGGACAACAGGGAAGGAGGAUGGGACCGGAGGGUCUUUAGGCAGUGA